Molecule: messenger RNA, 823 nt
Organism: Raphanus sativus (radish)
Lineage: Eukaryota; Viridiplantae; Streptophyta; Magnoliopsida; Brassicales; Brassicaceae
Exons: 1
Coding region: 103-681 (192 amino acids)
Source: RefSeq, a predicted model, not a curated record
UGAAACCUUUACACAGUCACUCUUAAGUCUUAAAGCUGAGCAUUCCUUUUCUUAUUUCUUCAUCAUCCACUUACAAAAAGCAAAGAGAAAAAAUCAGAAGAGAUGGAUCAAAUAAAACCUGAGUUUAUGAAGAAACUGACCAAGUUCAUAGUAAUUUCGAUAUGGGUUUCAUCUCUUUUAAUCACUCACAAUUUCUAUUUAUGUAAACUCACAAUUCAACUCGUAACACACGCGGUAGAUAAGAUGUACAUGUUUCUCGUGUGCAAUGGUCUCUUAGUGUUUGUCGCUAAGUACUCUGGUUUAAUAUCUUCAUCAAAACCUGUAGAGGAAAGCUGGAGCAACACUGAUCAAACCUUUGAUCACAGAGACUUUGGUAGUUACGAUGCAACGUUGGAGCUAGAGUACUACUCUGAUCAUGAUAGAGGAACAAAGACUUUUUUUGCAGAAGAAGUUAGUACACAAGACCAAGAAACCGAAGAAGUUAAAGAAGAUGAAGAAUCUGAUGAACCAUUAACAAAUAAUGGUGAUCUGGAGUGUGAUAAUCAAGGCGAAUCUAGAGAAGAGGAAGAGAAUGUGGGAGUGGUGACGGAGGAAGAUGUGAACAAGAAGUUCGACGAGUUCAUUAGAAAGAUGAAGGAAGAGCUUAGACUCGAAGCUAAACGGCACUUAAUCCUUGUUUGAUUAAAAAUAUUAUCUACGUUUAAGCUUUAAUUAGACGUACGCAAUAAGUUCUUAGAGAGCGCGAGUUUUCUAGCCUCUUCUUCACGUCACUUGUACUUUUGAGCAUCUUUAUCUUAAUGGAAUCUUGUUUUAUAUUACAUAA